GGUUUUAGGAGCUGAACAACAUCCUUUUUAUUUAAUUAGGGUUUAUGAGCUGAAUAACAGCGGAAGGGCAAAUUAGAAGGAGAAGAUGGGAAAAAGAAACGGUGGAAGGUCACUGCAAGAAACCCUUCGCCGUCGACUUGAAUCCUGCAAGUCCAGGUACUCCACCGCCGAUGAAAUCGUGAAUCAUCUUCGCUCAUCUUACCCCGAUUACCAACGAACCAAGCACAAAACCCUAGUUCGAUUUGUCCAGGAAGCUCUUCAAUCCAUCCCCAAGCCCAACCAUUCUCCCACUCCCAAGCAUCACCAUGAUGACGACGACGAAGGAGAGUGUCGAAGUGCGUCUCGAAAGAGACAGAAGAACUUUGAUGAAAAUGAAGAGAGAUUACAAAAGAUGGAAGCAUUACACCUCCGAAGGAGAAUGCAGAGCGAUCCAUCAACCUCCUCUGCUUCUGCUUCUGCUUCCUCUUCGGAGAGCGACGACGAAGGUGGGGCAGUGUCUGGGUCGACGUCUGAGGACGCAAUUUAUGAGGAGAAGGUGGAACCUGCAUUUGAUUUGAUGAAGACAAUGUUGCGAAAUUCGUACACUCCGAAGAAGGUUGUGGCGGAGGAAAAGAACGUUGAAUUGGAGGUGGGGAAUGGUAGUAAGGGCACUACUACGCUUGUGGAUGACGACAAGUCGGAAGGGAAGCAACAGAGGGAUUCCAAUUCGAAUUCAAAUUCGAUUUUGAACGCCGAGGCAAAGGGGAAGGAUGGACCGAGGUUUAGGGAUUUGGGUGGAAUGAAGGAGGUUGUGGAGGAACUGAAGAUGGAGGUGAUUGUGCCACUGUACCAUCCUCAGUUGCCUAGACAGUUAGGUGUGAGGCCAAUGGCUGGAAUUCUGUUGCAUGGACCACCUGGCUGUGGGAAGACUAAACUUGCUCAUGCUAUAGCCAAUGAGACUAGUCUCCCUUUUUAUCAGAUUUCAGCUACUGAGGUGGUUUCCGGAGUCUCAGGUGCAUCUGAAGAAAAUAUAAGGGAGCUUUUCUCUAAAGCAUACAGGAGUGCUCCCUCCAUUGUCUUUAUUGAUGAGAUUGAUGCAAUUGCUUCAAAAAGAGAGAAUUUACAGCGUGAGAUGGAGAAACGAAUUGUGACACAGUUAAUGACUUGCAUGGAUCAAUCAAACAGGUUUUUGCAACCGGCUGCUGAUGAUUUGGAGAGUUCUGAUGAUUGUCGUCCUGGAUAUGUGCUUGUAAUUGGGGCUACAAAUAGGCCUGAUGCUGUUGACCCUGCCCUGAGAAGACCUGGUCGGUUUGAUCGUGAGAUUAUCAUUGGCAUUCCCGAUGAAUCUUCCCGGGAGGAGAUUCUUUCUGUGCUUACUAGCAAUCUUAGACUUGAGGGUUUAUUUGAUCUACGGAAAAUAGCCAGGUCUACACCAGGAUUUGUUGGUGCUGAUUUGGCAGCUCUGGUUAACAAGGCUGGCAAUCUGGCAAUGAAGAGAAUAAUUGAUGAAAGGAAACGUAAAUUAUCUCAAGAUAUCAUGAGCAAGCAUGCUGAAGACUGGUGGAAGGAACCUUGGUUGCCUGGAGAAAUCAAUAAGCUUGCCAUCAAAAUGUCUGAUUUUGAGGAAGCAGUCAAAACGGUGCAACCUUCUUCAAGAAGAGAAGGAUUCUCUUCCAUUCCAAAUGUAAAAUGGGAAGAUGUUGGUGGGCUUGAUCUUUUAAGACAGGAGUUUGAACGCUAUAUUGUAAGGCGCAUAAAAUAUCCUGAGCAUUAUGAGGGGCUUGGGGUGGAUCUCGAGACAGGAUUUUUGCUUUAUGGACCUCCAGGUUGUGGUAAAACACUAAUUGCCAAAGCUGUUGCCAAUGAGGCAGGAGCUAACUUUAUUCAUAUUAAGGGACCUGAACUUUUAAAUAAAUAUGUUGGAGAAAGUGAGCUUGCAGUUCGGACAUUGUUUAGUCGUGCAAGGACAUGUGCACCUUGUAUACUUUUUUUUGACGAGGUGGAUGCUUUGACAACCAAACGUGGUAAAGAAGGUGGAUGGGUUAUUGAACGACUAUUGAACCAGUUGCUUGUUGAGCUAGAUGGUGCAGAGCAACGGCGGGGUGUUUUUGUGAUUGGUGCUACAAAUAGGCCUGAGGUGAUGGAUCGUGCUGUCCUACGGCCUGGUAGGUUUGGUAAACUUCUUUAUGUUCCACUUCCAAGCCCAGAUGAGCGAGUUUUAAUAUUGAAAGCUCUAGCAAGGAAGAAGCCUGUUGAUGCCACUGUGGAUUUGAGUGCCAUCGGAAAAAUGGAAGCUUGUGAAAACCUAAGUGGCGCUGAUCUUGCCGCAUUGAUGAACGAAGCAGCAAUGGCUGCUCUUGAAGAGAAUUUAACCUCAUUUGAGACAACUUGCAAUACAUCGACCAUCAAGAUAAAUCAUUUUGAGGUAGCACUGAGUAAAGUAUCUCCGUCUGUGUCUGACAUGCAAAAGCAGUACUAUCAGCAUUUGUCUGAGAGUUUUAAAGCCGCAUGAGCAGCAUGGCAAUGAUUUUUAAUAUUAUAGCCGGUCAUCAGGUUCCUUUAAGGAAAGGAUGAAAGAAAUCGUUUAUAUUAUCGUGAAAUCUGGAUGCAUUUGCUUUUGUGUGAGAUGUACAUGUUUCCUGCAACCAGGAUAUAAAUUUUGGCGAGUAGUUGUAAUUUGUGCUUCACUUUAUUUAUCAUACUGGUUGAAAUUUUUUGUAAACAGUGUUACAAUAAUAUUAAUAAGAGGGAUGACAUAGGUUGGAUGGUGAGUUGAGUUUGUAAUGCUUUUCAUCGUGUUUAUACCAUUCGGAAAUCAGAAAUAUAGAAAACGCCUUGCUUUCC
Molecule: messenger RNA, 2823 nt
Organism: Abrus precatorius (Indian licorice)
Lineage: Eukaryota; Viridiplantae; Streptophyta; Magnoliopsida; Fabales; Fabaceae
Product: cell division control protein 48 homolog C
Exons: 10
Coding region: 86-2491 (801 amino acids)
Biological process (GO): ribosome biogenesis
Cellular component (GO): nucleus
Molecular function (GO): RNA binding; ATP hydrolysis activity; preribosome binding
Source: RefSeq, a predicted model, not a curated record